Messenger RNA from Saccharomycodes ludwigii, 417 nucleotides. It is a transcript of the gene MMS2, whose product is annotated as E2 ubiquitin-conjugating protein MMS2. NCBI's taxonomy places the organism in Eukaryota, Fungi, Ascomycota, Saccharomycetes, Saccharomycodales, Saccharomycodaceae. Gene Ontology annotation, cellular component: nucleus. The coding region runs from base 1 to 417 and encodes 138 amino acids. The record is from RefSeq and is a predicted model, not a curated record. Gene Ontology annotation, biological process: protein K63-linked ubiquitination; DNA damage tolerance. The transcript has a single exon.
AUGUCCAAGGUGCCAAGAAGUUUUAGAUUGUUGGAAGAACUAGAAAAGGGAGAAAAGGGUCUGGGCCCAGAAUCAUGUAGUUACGGUUUAGCAGAUGCAGAAGACAUUACCAUGACAAAUUGGAAUGGUACUAUUUUAGGACCGCCACAUAGUAAUCACGAAAAUAGGAUCUACUUUCUGUCAAUUAAAUGUGGAGACAAUUACCCAGAUCAACCACCAGAAAUCAAGUUUAUAUCCAAGAUAAACUUGCCAUGCGUGAAUGCUGAGAACGGGCAAGUUAGUGCUAAUGAAUUUCACACUUUAAAAAAUUGGAAAAGAUCUUAUACUAUGGAAACUUUGUUGUUGGAUUUAAGAAAGGAAAUGUCUACUGCAGCAAACAAAAAAUUACCACAGCCAGCAGAAGGAUCCACAUUUUGA